CACUUCAUCAGUCUCGCAGACCAAAGCAAAGACCGUUCCUCGAACGCCGUGCCUCACCCCUCUCUCUCACUCUCUUCAAAUCCCCAACCCAAAAAAGCGUACACCAUAGCGAGGAGAGAGAGAGAGAGAGAGAGAGAGAGAGAGAGAGAGAGAGAGGAGUGGCCCGAAGACCAGCUCGAGCGCAGGGCGCGGCGAUGUCCGUGGCGCAAUCCUAGUCGACCAUUUCGUAUUCGACGGCAAGCAAGCACCGCGUGUCCAGAGGCAGAGCCAUGGUGGCCGGCCGCGUCAAGGCAGCCAUGGGCUUCCAGCGGAGCCCGGCGACGCCCAGGUCCUCCUCCUCCUCCUCGCACAAGGCGCCGGCGCCGGUUCUGGCUCAGCCGCCUGGCUUGGCGGCGGCAGGGGUGGGGCAGCCGGAGACGCCGCGGCGGAGGUCGUCCGGCUCGCCGGCGCCGACCGGGUCGGGGUCCAAGACGGGGCCCUUCGCGCGGUACUUCCCGCGCUCGUCCGCGCAGGUGCAGCCGGCGCGCGCGACGCCGGAGGUCGGGGAGCUCGUCCGCGUCGUCGAGGAGCUGCAGGAGAGGGAGUCGCGCCUCCGGACCGAGCUGCUGGAGCACAAGAUCCUCAAGGAGACCGUCGCCAUCGUGCCCUUCUUGGAGACCGAACUCACCGCGAAGAGUAGCGAGCUCGGGCGGUGCAGGGAUGCGCUGUCCCGGCUCGAGUCCGAGAACGCCCGGCUGCGCGCCGAGCUCGACGACGCCGUGGCGAGCGCGAAGAGCAAGGAGCAGAGGAUUCUUGAAAUGGAGAAGGAAAUGGCGGAGAUGAGGAAGCGGCGGCGACAAGUUGCGGCCCAUCCCGAUGACUGCUCGUCGUCGUCGUCAUCGGACAACUCCGAGAGCUCCAAUGCGGCAAGCAACUCGGCCAAGACAUCUAAGGUCGUGGCCGGGUUGUCGUUUCUUCCUCCUCCUCCGCCGCCGCCAAUGCCGGCGCCUUACAAGUCCAGGUCCUAUUUUUCCGGCUCGUCGCGCGCUUCGCCGGCAAACUCUUCAUCGAGUUCCUCUUCGUCCGCCCCAUCAACGCGGACAUACUCUCCAGACACCGCAGCAUCAAGAGGCCGCGUACCACCGGAGCUCUCGAAGCUCCCGCCAAUACCUGCACCGCCCCCACCCCCGCCGCCGCCACCGUCAAUGCCGACGCGCGGACGCCGCAGCGCGAGCUCAUCGCCAUCGACUUCAAGCAGCGGCAGUGGAGGCGCGAGGCUUCCGGCUCCACCUCCGCCGCCGCCGCCUGCGGCGAGGAGGUCCCGAGCGUCCUCCCCAGCUACCUCGGCAUCGACUCCGGCGUCCGGCCCAUGCGUGAGGCGAGUACCCGAGGUGGUGGAGUUCUACCACUCCCUAAUGCGGAGGGACUCGAGGUCGAGGGACGGAACCGGCGGCGGCGAGGCGGGCGCCGGCGGCGGUGCCGCGGCCGCGAGGGACAUGAUCGGCGAGAUCGAGAACCGCUCGUCUCAUCUUCUCGCGAUCAAAUCGGACGUGGAGAGGCAGGGGGAUUUCAUCCGGUUCCUGAUCAAGGAAGUGCAAGGCGCGGCGUUCGCCGACAUCGAGGACGCGGUCACCUUCGUCAAGUGGCUCGACGUCGAGCUCUCACGCCUGGUGGACGAAAGGGCGGUGCUGAAGCACUUCGACUGGCCGGAGGGAAAGGCGGACGCGCUGCGUGAGGCCGCGUUCGGUUACCGCGACCUGAAGAAGAUUGAGUCCGAGGCGUCAUUGUUCUGUGAUGACCCCCGGCAGCCUUGCUCUUCUUCUCUCAAGAAGAUGCAGGCCCUCUUCGAGAAGCUGGAGCAUGGAGUGUACAGCCUUGUGCGUGUGCGAGAUAGCGCGAUGAGUAGGUACCGCGGGUAUCAGAUCCCAUGGGAGUGGAUGCAGGACACCGGAAUUGUUAGUCAGAUAAAACUCCAGUCAGUGAAGCUGGCAAUGAAGUACCUGAGAAGGGUUUCCUCUGAGCUUGAGGCCAUACAAGGUUGCCCUGACGAAGAGGAGCUUAUGCUCCAAGGUGUCCGAUUUGCCUUCAGAGUACACCAGUUUGCAGGCGGGUUCGACGGCGACACCAUGCGAGCAUUUCAGUAUCUCAAGGAGAAGGCCUCGACGUUCCAGUUGCAAUGGGAAAGCCAAAAUCAGCAUCUGCAACAGCAAAGGCACCCAGGAAGAAGUUGAAACACAUAUAUUUAUAGCAGCCCGUCACCAUAGGAUAGCUGAAAUGUUUAUUUCGCCAUAUACUCGAUUUGCCAGCAAGGAACAAUUUCACAUUCUCAGUGUUCUUGAUUUCACCGAGCUAUGUGGUGUGUGCACUGUUAUCUAUUAUCUUAGACAAACAAAGUUAAAUCCUUCGCUCUCGAAGGCCUAGGAAUUAUCACGUUAAUUGAUGAAAAAGCCAUAAUUAUAUAGGUUAAGAGUGUGAACUAUUAUUAUAUGUUAUUUUGUUUCGUUUUUUCUA
This is a messenger RNA of Phragmites australis (common reed), 2490 nucleotides long. RefSeq names its product protein INCREASED PETAL GROWTH ANISOTROPY 1-like. Lineage: Eukaryota; Viridiplantae; Streptophyta; Magnoliopsida; Poales; Poaceae. Gene Ontology annotation, biological process: chloroplast organization. Gene Ontology annotation, cellular component: chloroplast outer membrane. The record is from RefSeq and is a predicted model, not a curated record. Bases 270 to 2210 code for a protein of 646 amino acids. The transcript has 6 exons.